Messenger RNA from Grus americana (Whooping crane), 1300 nucleotides. RefSeq names its product coenzyme Q7, hydroxylase (gene COQ7). Gene Ontology annotation, molecular function: 3-demethoxyubiquinol 3-hydroxylase activity. The transcript has 6 exons. Gene Ontology annotation, cellular component: mitochondrial inner membrane; nucleus. Gene Ontology annotation, biological process: regulation of gene expression; determination of adult lifespan; regulation of reactive oxygen species metabolic process. The coding region runs from base 119 to 796 and encodes 225 amino acids. Lineage: Eukaryota; Metazoa; Chordata; Aves; Gruiformes; Gruidae. The record is from RefSeq and is a predicted model, not a curated record.
GGGAGCCAAUCGGAAUCGUGUUAGGGCGGGGCGGUGGCAGGAGCCCGGCGCGGAGGCGGCCCGCGGUGAUGACGUUACGGCGGUGCGACGCGGCGGAGGAGCGGUCGGGGUCAGCGGGAUGGAGGUGGCCGCCGCCGUGGCUCCGGCUGUGCGGCGCUCGCUGGGGCGGUGCCGGCCCCUCCGCUGCGCGGCGGGUCUCCGGGGCGGGUGGCCUUUGCCCGCCGGAGGGGUUUCCCUCAGGCUGUGCAGCACGCGGGUGGCUUCUGAGGGCGUCAACAAGCCCGUUAUAGACCGCAUCAUCCGGGUGGACCACGCAGGGGAGUACGGGGCCAACCGGAUUUAUGCGGGACAGAUGGCGGUGCUGGGCAGGUCGAGUGCGGGGCCCGUCAUUCAGCAAAUGUGGAAUCAAGAAAAAGACCACCUGAAAAAGUUCAAUGAAUUAAUGGUUGCGUACAGAGUCCGACCUACUGUUUUAUUGCCUUUUUGGAAUGUAGCAGGUUUUGUUUUAGGGGCUGGCAGUGCUUUACUUGGAAAGAGAGGUGCGAUGGCUUGCACAGUGGCGGUGGAAGAGAGUAUAUCGGAUCACUACAACAGCCAGAUCCGAACUCUUAUGGAAGAAGAUCCAGAAAAGUACAAAGAGCUAUUGCAGAUAAUAAAGCAAUUUCGGGAUGAUGAAAGGGAGCACCAUGAUAUUGGGCUUGAGCAUGACGCAGAAGCGGCACCAGCUUAUUCAGUUUUGAAGACAGCUAUACAACUUGGAUGCAAAGCUGCGAUAUUUUUAUCAGAAAGAAUUUAGCCAUGUUUCCCAUAAUGUUUGUGGCACAAAAGUGUACAGAAAUUGCAGAAGACUAAUAGUUAUUUUAUUCAGCCUUUUAAAAUUUUCUUCACUAAGCAUCUGAUUCAGCCGGCCUUUCUGACAUUGAGUAUCUGUUCAGAAAGUGUCAGCUGAGCUAAAUGUGACUAAAGAUGGCAGAAUUGGGUCCGUAUGAGCUAAACUUCCUUAUUCAGAGACUGUUCACAAGGUGGCAGCAAAAUAUGUGUGUAUAUACAUGAUUUAUCUAUAGUGUGUGUGUAUAUACAUAUAUACACACACGCAUAUAAAAAUGGUGAAGACAUUCUCUGUUGCCUUCAAAAUUAUAUAUACUUGAAAUUAGCUGGAGCUCAUCGGCUCCUUUUAAAAUGGUUAAUACUGACUAAGCAGGAGAGUUUUGAGUUCUGUUUUCAGGGUAAGUAAAUGAAGUACUGGCAAGUAUUUCUUUUCAGUCUGUCUUGAAUAAAGAUUGGUAUUAUAAGACUUUCA